Pogonomyrmex barbatus (red harvester ant) is the source of this 4859-nucleotide messenger RNA. It is a transcript of the gene tho2, whose product is annotated as THO complex subunit 2-like protein. The record is from RefSeq and is a predicted model, not a curated record. Gene Ontology annotation, biological process: mRNA export from nucleus; mRNA processing. Gene Ontology annotation, cellular component: THO complex part of transcription export complex. Lineage: Eukaryota; Metazoa; Arthropoda; Insecta; Hymenoptera; Formicidae. Gene Ontology annotation, molecular function: mRNA binding.
GCUCGUGAGCGAUUCCCGAUUGGCUGCUGCCACUCCAAUUUCACAUGACGCGUACUCGUCUACUCAUCUACGCGCCGUUACAUCGUGGCUUCGGGGACGCUGUUUUGUCUACUAGCUUCACACAGUGGCGAAUCCAAGGGAAAAAUACGUUCUCUCUCUCUCUCUCUCUUUCUCUCUCCGUUAACCUGCGAUGUCGAGUUGAUCUUUAAUAAUCCCGGUUCACGCUCGUAGUUCCAUUUUUUUAAACGGACCGGAGCGCUAAAUAUGGCCAGCAAAGUAUGGCAUACAGAAUUGUGGAAGUCUUGGGAUAAGCACGGAAAAAACGAUUUCCUCAAGCUAAUCAAGCACAAAUUUAAGGAAGGCAACACACCAGAAUGGAGACGUGGAUUAUACGAAUUAAUAUCGAAUGGAAUCCAUGGGAACAUAAAAAAGGACAGUGUAAUUCAGACAUUAGGUGAACUCAUGAGUUUUGAUGUUUCCAUACUAUUGGCAAUAGUAGAUAUAUUUACUUUAAUUGAUGCAGAAGCUCAUAAUGAAGAAAGAAACAACUUUUAUUAUAUAGUCAAAGAAUCUGAGAAGUUUUUAACCGAUAGAAUAUUGAAAGAACGUUUAGAAAUUGAAACUUUACAAGAUGUAGGGACACUGAAAAACAAAAAUUUUCAAACUAAGUUUAUAAAAGUAAAAACGAAAUUAUAUUAUAAGCAAAGGAAAUUUAAUUUAUUUCGUGAAGAAAGUGAGGGUUAUUCUAAGCUCAUUGUAGAAUUAAAUCAAGAACAUCCAGACAGUGAUGUGGCCUCGACAUUGGAAAUCGUUAAGUCCCUUAUCGGUUAUUUUAAUCUUGAUCCUAAUAGGGUACUCGAUAUCUUAUUAGAAACUUUUGAAAAUCGACCACAAGAUGAUGCUCUAUUUAUUCCCUUAAUACGUUCAUAUAUGAGCGAUCAGGAAGUACUUUGUGAAGUGUUAGGGUUUAAAUAUUGUUCUACUAUAAACGCUACGCCAUUCUCACUACAAAAGGUCACCGCGCUUAUGCUGCAACAUGGCGUAAUCAAAUUGGAUGACAUAUUACCUUGGCUAAUGCCAGACGAUAAAACUAUCAUAUCAGAUCAUGAGCAGGUGAUGAAGCAGGCUAAGGAAUAUGUGCGAAAAUUAAGCGUGAUCUCAACGAAAGACAAGGAGGAUGUUGUGGAGGAAAAGGAUACUACACAAGACAAGUAUGCAAGUAAUCAAAAAUUUGGAUUAUGUGAAGCUCUUCUGGAAAUUGGAGCUUGGGAAGUGGCGCAAAAUUUAUUCAAUCGUUUGCCAGACUACUGUCUUACGGAUCAACGUCCUAUAGCUCUAGCAUUGUGCAAAAUGAUUCAGGCUCUUAUCGAACCUGUAUACAGAAAACACUGCAUUGUUUCUCCAAAAUUGCCGGGUCGUAAAGUGCCUCCAUUGAAGAGUUCUCUCGCGCCACCAUCAUUAUGCGAUCUGGAAGACAUUCAUGAUUACUUAUUGCCAAUGCUGAUCGUACUUGGACCGAAUCUACAUCAUGAUCCUAUUUUAAUGUACAAGGUGAUGAGAUUAUGUUACGCCGCUAUCAAGCACUGUCCACUCGAUGCGAACAAACAAUUAUUGGAUAAGAACUGUAGUCUCUACUAUGACGUACUGACGAUACUGGACGUAGCGCUGUUACCCUCGCUUUCCUUCAUGGAUUGCAAUUGUUGUGUUGCCGAGGAACUAUGGAACAUCCUUAAAUAUUAUCCUUAUCAGAAUCGCUAUUGUUUGUAUGCGCGCUGGAAGAACGAAACGCCGUUGCAGCACGCCGCGCUAUUGCGGAAACGAGCAGAUGCUCAGAAGAAAAUAAAAUCGAUUAUGAAACGCGUAAGCAAGGAGACAAUUAAACCGGUCGGUCGAUCGAUAGGCAAGCUUACGCAUUCUUCUCCGGGUGUACUAUUUGAUUACGUCCUCGUACAGAUUCAGUUAUAUGAUAACCUAAUAGGACCUGUCGUGGAUUCCUUGAAAUAUUUGACAAACAUCUCGUACGAUGUGUUAGGAUAUUGUCUUGUAGAAGCAUUAGCAGGUGCCGAUCGAGAUAGAUUUAAACACGAUGGUACUAGUAUAUCUUUAUGGUUGCAAUCUCUAGCUUCCUUUUGCGGAGCGAUAUUUAAGAAAUAUAACAUCGAAUUAACAGGGUUGUUACAAUAUGUAGCAAAUCAACUUAAAGCUCAAAAGAGCCUAGAUCUAUUAAUAUUAAAAGAAAUUGUACAAAAAAUGGCUGGUAUCGAAGCAGCCGAAGAAAUGACGUCUGAUCAACUGGACGCUAUGGCGGGUGGAGAUCUUUUGAAGAACGAGGCCGGUUACUUUAGUCAAGUCCGCAAUACAAAAAAAUCCUCGCAACGUUUGAAGGAAGCUCUUGCCGAGCAAGAUCUUGCGGUUGCUCUGUGUCUAUUAAUGGCACAGCAGAAACAUUGCGUCGUUUAUAGAGAAACAGAUAAAUCUCAUCUAAAACUCGUUGGCAAAUUGUAUGAUCAAUGUCAAGAUACAUUGGUACAAUUCGGGACUUUCCUGGGCUCGACUAUGACGGUAGAUGAGUAUGUAGAACGAUUACCCUCUAUCCACUCUAUGCUUCAGGACAAUCACAUACACGCGGAUGUCGCAUUUUUCUUGGCGCGGCCAAUGUUCGCGCAUGCCAUAAAUAUAAAAUAUGACGCUCUUCGUAAAGCUGAUCCAAAUUACAAGAAAAUGUCUACGGCUAUGAAGCAAAUGAAAUACGCGGAAGCUGCGCAAACCGUUAUGGCACCUGUCGCUCAGUCCGUCAGACCGUUGCAUCCUUUAAAAGUUUGGGAAGACAUAUCGCCGCAAUUUUUAGUCACUUUUUGGUCUCUAUCGAUGUAUGAUUUGUAUGUGCCAGUGGAGAGCUAUCAAAGAGAAAUUAGCAAAUUAAAACAACUUGCAGCGCAAACCGCCGAUUCCAAAGAUAUGAAUGUUAGUAAAGGAAAGAAGGAACAAGAAAGAUAUACCACUCUUAUUGAGAAAUUGCAAGAUGAAAAGAAAAAGCAAGAGGAACAUGUCGAAAAAGUUUUUGCGUACCUGAGACAAGAAAAGGAUACAUGGUUUUUGUCGCGAAGUGCUAAAUCUGCGAAAAAUGAGACGAUAACGCAAUUCCUACAGUUGUGCCUAUUUCCGCGGUGUACAUUCACAACUGUGGACGCCAUGUACUGUGCAAAAUUUGUACAUACUAUCCACUCCCUGAAGACUGCAAAUUUUUCAACUCUGCUUUGCUACGAUCGUCUCUUCUGUGAUAUUACAUAUUCAGUCACUUCGUGCACAGAGAACGAAGCAAAUCGGUAUGGCAGAUUCUUGUGCGCCAUGCUGGAAACUGUGAUGAGAUGGCAUUCCGAGAAAGCCAUAUUUGAUAAGGAAUGCAGUAAUUAUCCAGGAUUUGUGACCAAAUUCCGCGUGAGCAAUCAAUUUUCUGAAGCAAAUGAUAUGGUCGGGUUUGAAAACUACAGACACGUGUGUCACAAGUGGCAUUAUAAAAUCACAAAGGCUAUUGUAGUAUGUCUUGAUUCUAAGGAUUAUGUGCAAAUAAGAAAUUCUCUGAUAAUAUUGAUCAAAAUAUUGCCACACUUUCCUGUCUUGGCAAAACUCUCUCAGAUUCUCGAACGAAAGGUGGAAAAAGUGAGAGAAGAAGAGCGUGGCCAGCGUCAAGAUUUGCAUGUUCUGGCUACAUCAUACAGUGGACAACUGAAAGCUAAAACUCCCAGUAUGAUACGUGAAUCAGAUUUCCAUCAUGUGGGUGAUAAGGCCGGGAAAACGCAAGAUGCUACAAAUAAUGAAACGAAUGAAAAGGUCAGCAAUGGAGUAACAGUGAAAGAAAAUAACAACGGAGAUACUCGACCGGAAAAAGAAAAUAAAGAUCAACGAGAAAAGCGAAGUUCUUCAAGUCAAGCGCAUCACGAAAACUCUGAGAAGUUUAGAAAGAAAGAAGAUAAUAAGGAUAUUUCAGAAGUCUCAAAAGAGAAAUAUAUCAAAAAGGAAGAAGUGAAAGAUGAUGAAGGAUUAGAUAAAAAGGAUCGCAAAUAUUAUAAGGACGAGCACUAUUAUAGUAGUGCUGUAGACAAUUUAGAUCGAGAUCUUUCCAGUGUUUCAAAUAGUAGUGCUAGUACGGGUCCUUUACAAGAAGGUCCUGAGAGAGUUUCAGAUGUAAAAAGAAGAAAAGUAGAGAGCGCGCCGAAGCAGGAAGGGAGACGCGCUGAUGCUGUUCUUGAUAAGAAGGAACGUUCCAGCAAAGGAAAAACGCGUGACGAGCAGAAAGAGCUGCGUAGAGAAAAGAAACAGGGACGAAAAAGGGAUCGGACGGAAGAAUCUAUAGUAACCACUGAACAAAAACGGAGAAAAGAUGACGAAAGAGCCAAAAAUACGCAUCAGAACGGCGACAUUCCUGAACAUAGAGAAAAACAUCAUACAGUAAGGAAAAAUCUCCAUAUGCAAAGGAUCGUCCUCAUGAACGCGAAGGACGCGAGAGUCGUGAUAAACACAGAAGAAGUUCAGAUCCGAAACGAAGAUGAUGUACAACAACGGAAAGGAGCUCGACUUAACAUUUUUUAUGCUAUGUUUGAUGUUGCAUGUAAUAAACGUAGAAUUCGAAAUAAAGCAAAAAAAAUAGUCAGUAAUUUGUAUAUUAUAUGUUUUAACAUCCAAUUUUAUAAAAUAAAUUAUCUAAGUGUCCGAUAUUUUUUUGUAUGUGUUUUAAUUCAGUCUUUCUCCAAGAGUAAAAGAAAUCACAAUCUUCGCGAGCGAUAUGUACGGAAUGUAAUUUGCAAGAUCAAUAAUUAUAUGUGCAAUAACGAUAAUAAAUAUAUUGAUAAAUAAUAUUU